This is a messenger RNA of Penicillium cataractarum, 1749 nucleotides long. RefSeq lists its product as uncharacterized. The transcript is spliced from 4 exons. Gene Ontology annotation, biological process: amino acid transmembrane transport. NCBI's taxonomy places the organism in Eukaryota, Fungi, Ascomycota, Eurotiomycetes, Eurotiales, Aspergillaceae. Gene Ontology annotation, molecular function: amino acid transmembrane transporter activity. Gene Ontology annotation, cellular component: vacuolar membrane. The record is from RefSeq and is a predicted model, not a curated record. The coding region runs from base 1 to 1749 and encodes 582 amino acids.
AUGGAGGAGAAGAUGCGGCUGGGGCAAGCGGCUGAUGCCCGUGAAGUAGCCUACAGCUCCUUAAUCAAGCCCCAAGCUCGCGAGCCUUAUGAUCCUAAUGUAGCCUUCGAGGAAUAUCACUUUUACGCAAACAAAACCAGAGAAGAGGAACUGGGGUUGACGGCACCUCAUUCCAAUGUUCGAAAGCUCUUUCAGAAGGCCUCUCAGACGGACGUCCAGGAUCACAUCCCGUCCACAACCCUGACCGAGGCAGACUUCCGAAACCCGGAGAAGCGGUUGCAGAUCACCGAUGAGGAGUGGACAAACGCAAGUCGGGCCUUUAGGUCUGCCUCCGCUGGUGCUUGCUUUUUCCUCAUCACCACAGACAUUUUGGGACCUUACGGCUCGGGCUAUACCAUGGGAACUUUGGGAUGGGGACCAGGUGUCGCUUUCUAUACAGUGUUUGGCUUGAUGGCUGGCUACUCUGGCUAUCUCGUCUACCGUGUCUUUCUUGGUGUUGAUUCCUAUGAGUUCCCAGCCAAGAACUAUGGUGACCUGGCGUUCAGAACGGUCGGCCGAUACGGACGCUAUAUUACCAACUUUUGCCAAGGCCUUGGGCUCCUGCUUAUUACCGGUCAAGUCACGAUUCAAUUUGGGCAGAAUAUCUCCCAGAUUUCCAAGUUCAAGCUAUGCUAUGCGGUUUGUCCUGUGAUUUUCGCUUGCGCUGGUUUUGUGAUAUCGCAGAUUCGUACCCUACGGGCCUAUGGCUGGGUGGCAAACCUUGCAGUCUGGCUGAAUAUUUUUGUUAUCCUUAUGACUAUGGGUAUUAUGGCAAACACCCCCCCUAACUACGCCGUCGCUAUACUUGGAUCUGCUGGUAGUGCUGUGAACAGGACUUCUAUCCUCCCCGAUGCCCAGGGUAACUACCCUCCUAUUAUUCACUACAACAAUAUCCCGCCUGACGGUCUGAUUGGCGCUCUGAAUGGAAUGCUCUCGGGCGUCUUAGCUUAUGCCGGUGUCCAGCUCUUUGUGGAGUUCUUGGCUGAAAUGAGGCGACCUCGUGACUUCAUUAAAGCUAUGUGGGGUGCCCAAUUUUUUAUUUACAGCGUGUACCUGAUUUAUGGCUGCGUCAUCUACUACCUUCAGGGGCAGUAUAGCUAUAACCCAAGCUACCAGGGAGUGAGCGCCUAUGGAUGGCAGACGGCUGGAAAUAUGAUCACAUUGAUCGGUGCUCUCAUUGCCGGUGGCCUCUACGGAAACAUCGGUAUCAAGGUUGUCUACAAUAAUAUUUUCCUGGAUAUCUUUAAAGCGCCCCCUCUCACCACCCGAGUUGGCAAGAUCAUGUAUGCCACUCUGUGUCCCAUCUGGUGGAUCAUCGCUUUUGUCAUCGCAGCUGCCAUUCCCGAUUACAUGGGCUUUGUUUCGGUCAUUUCAGCAUCCUUGCUCCUCAAUCUUACCUAUAGCUUCCCGCCUCUCUUUGCACUGAGCUUCGAUGUUCAAAAAAAUGCCAUUCGACAAGGUGAAGGAUUCGAUCCGAGCACGGGUCGAGUCAUGCGGGAGGAUAGCGCCAUUCAGAGACAUAUUCGUGGAUUCUUUACGGGCGGCAUGUUCCAAGUUGGCAUCAACAUCUGGCAUGUUCUCUAUUUCCUCGCGUCACUAUCGAUGUGUGGUCUGGGAAUGUAUGCCGCUGUCACUGGUAUGAUCGACGCAUUUACCACAGACCAGCUGACAUCCUUCACUUGUGUCUCCCCUCUCAACCUCAAUGCAUAG